AUGCCGGACCCUAUUUCUAUAACUUCGCUUAUAAUCGAGGUUGGUGGAGUUAUUGCCAGCCUGAUGAAAUAUGCCAAGGCGGUACGGGAUUCGAGACCUGACGCUCGAAGACUAAGCGAAGAGCUGUUCGCUCUCAAAGGCAUUCUAGAACAUAUUUCCGCCCAAGCUGAACCCCUAUCCAAAUCGGAAGAGGGUCUAUGCGACCCCGAAUUUCUGACAAACGCUCUCGCAAGAACGGAUGAGACGCUUCAGUCCCUCCUCUUUGACCUUGAAGAACCAGUGGACAAAUACAAACGACUGAAACAAAAAUUAGAGUGGCCUCUCACCCGCGAAAAGUUCAACGCCCACCUCAUUCGCCUUGAAAGGGUGAAGUCGUGCUUAAUCCUUGUUUUCACGAGUGAUAGCAAUGCUCUUAAUCGAGAUUUGCAUCGUAAAUUGACUGAUCUUGCAACUUCACUGGAGGAAAACCUGAAAAUUCGAAAUGACGAAAGGAUCUCUACAGCCCAUCGAGACCUUUGCCGCUGGUUGGCUCCUAGUUGUCCGACUGGUGCUCAUCUGCGAGCCUCAAGAGCUCGACUGGAUCAAACAGGAAAAUGGUUCAUCGAUACCAUUUUCAAAGAAUGGCUAUGGGGACACGAUACAUAUCGGCAGAUUCUCUUCCUCCUGGGCAAAUGGAAAACAACACUCUUCUCCCACGUUGUCGAUAAGCUGACCUCGAUGUCAACACAUGCCCAGGGUGUGGCAUUUGGCUACUUUUACUGCUCAUUUGGUGAUGUGGCCUCUCAAGAUCCGAAAAAUAUCUUAGGAUCACUUCUGGCUCAGCUCUCUGAAUCAAAUCCCUCAAUUUUGGAAAGUAUUUGGCCGUUCUAUGAAGCGAAAAUGAAUCCAAUAGCAGGCAGAUACCCUGUCGACAUUGCUGAUAUCGAAGACGCCAUCAUCGAACAUAUGUCUGGAGACCAACCCGUUGUCCUUCUCGUGGACGCACUUAAUGAGAGCUGCCAAUCAGAGAACAUCAAGCGAUCUUUAAUAAGGAUGCUGAGCAAGCUUCCAAAUCUUCGUGUUCUUCUCACAGGCACGACCGAUAUGUUCUCGUGCGAGCACGCCAGAAUAAUAAAUAUAAAUGUGACAGGCAUAACAGACGACAUCGACACCUUUAUACGUUUUACGCUGCAAGAGGACGGAAUGCUAAAGAAACUGAACUCGAAGUUAAAGGAUCAGAUCUGGGAGACCAUUUCCCAAGGUGCAGAUGGAUCGUCAGUUCUACAAUCAUAUGGCGUGGUCGCCGCUAACCUCUUCGCAUAUAGAUUUCGCUGGGUUCAGUUAUCUUUGGAAAACCUCGGCUCACUUAGAACCGUCGGGAAAAUCCGAGAGGCUCUGCAAACAUUACCAAGGACCUUACGAGAGACAUAUGCCGGCAUAUUGCAGAGAAUCCCUGAGAGUGAUUGGGAGCUUAGCCGCGCUGCUUUCUUAUGGCUCAGUUUCUCAAACCGGUCGCUUACCUUAGAUGAACUGAAUGAAGCAGUCGUUCUAGAGGAGACAUCUACAGUUCUUGAUGAAGAUAUGAAACUAGUUUCUCCAGGGAUUCUCCUUGAGAUUUGUCAGGGGCUCAUCACGCAGGAUGAAGUCGGAAAUGUGAGUUUGGCGCACGCUUCUGUCAAGGAUUUCCUCACAUCCGAGUGGAUACGCUCCUCUAGUGUGCAAUACUUCAGUCUAGAUCCAGCAACCGCUGGUAAGACUUUAAUGCGACAGUGCCUUACCUAUCUAUGUCUCGAUAACUUUCGGUCCGGAUACGUGCAUUCUAUUGACUCAAUUCUUGAGCGCGAGGGGAAGCACUCUCUUCUGGAAUAUGCUGCACACUUCUGGGCCAGUCAUAGCAAGUCGCGGGACUUUGAUGGCCGCGACUAUCAAAUCGUGGAUAGGCUUUUGAGUUCCCGAAAUCUUCUUCGUUGCGGUAAUUUUGGCGUGUGGGUGCAGACAAUAGCUCCAGAUAUCGAUGUUAGAAUCAUCGAGACGACGCACCCGUUAUAUUAUGCCGCUUCCUUUGGCCUAGUUUCUGUCGUCAAGGCUAUCAUUGAGUCAACCCCUGGCAUCGAUCUAGAUGCUCCUGGGGGGCGCUUUGGGUCCACACCUUUAUAUGUCGCAUGCUGGCGAGGGAAUCAUGAAGCAGUGGAGAUUCUUCUUCAAGCCGGGGCAAAUCCCUAUCGCCCUGAUUCUUCCACGGGUCUGACGGUCUUUUUCCUACCCCAAACCCCCAAAUUUGCGCGUACUAAAGAGAUUCUGUCAAAAGCCCCCAUGAAAGACAUUUCUCGUGACGGUCCUAAAAGUACGUGUUCUGAAAGUCCGAGAUCAGAUACAAGCCUACAGCCGAGGUGCAGAGCCCUGAGUGACGAUAUCGAAGGGCACAAAGUAGAGAGCGACAAUAAGAAGGUACCCCUAGACACGGAUAUUGGCCAAAGGACAUUCGGGAGUUCUCCUGCGUUGUUGCCUUCUACUAUCCCUACCCUGGAGGAAUUUUUAGCGCAGGUCAUGGAGUUGAAUCCGCGGCUGGAGCCCGCUUUAGCCCAGCGCCUCGCGCAAGAGCAGUGCCGACGUUAUGAAAGGCUCACUAGAAUGCGGCAAAAACACUCCCAAGAUAUCAUCAAUCACUCGUGUCGCUCUGGGGGUGGCUCCCCAUCGAGUUUUCCUCCUGGGGUUCCCUUGCCACCUGUCCCAUCUUUGCCAGCUCAGUUUGAGUGUCCCAUCUGCUUUGAAGUUAAAAAAUUCCAGAAGCCUUCCGAUUGGUCAAAGCAUGCCUACGAGGAUGUGCAACCUUUUACAUGCACUUUUCCCAGCUGCCCAGACCCGAAGACGUUCAAGCGCAAAGCAGAUUGGGUGCGCCAUGAAAUGGAGUUACACCGGCGACCAGAAUAUUGGGCUUGCUCUUUCCCAAAGUGCGGGCUCACUUUCACUCGCAAAGAUAAUUUCCUUGGACACUUGGUACGAGAGCAUAGGUUGACCAAGCCCAUGGUCAAAGGAAGGAAGCCUUCUUUUCCGGAAGAGCAGUUGGCCCCACCAGAAAGCAAUGACAAGACUUUGUGGGAGAUUGUCGAGCAGUGUCACCGAGAAGAACCCUCACAUGAGGAGCGGUGUCAAUUCUGUGGAGAUAGCCUGGGAAGCUGGAAGAAGCUGAUGGUUCAUCUGGGAAAGCACAUGGAGGAACUGGCAAUGCCGGUUCUUGAAAUGGUCAACCAAAGCGUUGGAUCUUGA
Messenger RNA from Penicillium canescens, 3246 nucleotides. Its product is annotated as ankyrin repeat domain-containing protein. NCBI's taxonomy places the organism in Eukaryota, Fungi, Ascomycota, Eurotiomycetes, Eurotiales, Aspergillaceae. Bases 1 to 3246 code for a protein of 1081 amino acids. The transcript has 4 exons. The record is from RefSeq and is a predicted model, not a curated record. Gene Ontology annotation, molecular function: protein binding.